Molecule: messenger RNA, 2874 nt
Organism: Puma concolor (puma)
Lineage: Eukaryota; Metazoa; Chordata; Mammalia; Carnivora; Felidae
Source: RefSeq, a predicted model, not a curated record
AUGUGCCAUUUUAAAGCUCCGAGUGAGGGCAGUGCAGCUGGAGUGGUGGGCGGGAGCGGAAGUGGAGGGGGUUGGCAGGGGAAGAAUCGGGGCAUGUCGUGUGGAAAGACCUGCCGGGAAGACAGAGAUGACGAGUGGAUGGGGGUGAGCCUGGCCCGGCAGCCCAAGGCUGAUGGCCGCGUGCUGGCCUGUGCCCACCGCUGGAAGAACAUCUACUAUGAAACAGACCACAUCCUGCCCCAUGGCUUCUGUUACAUCAUCCCGUCCAACCUCCAGGCCAAAGGCAGGACGCUGAUCCCCUGCUAUGAAGAGUAUAAGAAGAAGUACGGAGAGGAACACGGCUCCUGCCAGGCUGGGAUAGCAGGCUUCUUCACCGAGGAGCUGGUGGUGAUGGGUGCCCCAGGGUCAUUUUAUUGGGCCGGCACAGUCAAGGUGCUGAACCUUACGGACAACACCUAUUUCAAGCUGAACGACGAAGCGAUCAUGAACAGGCGGUACACGUACCUGGGCUACGCAGUGACUGCCGGCUCCUUCUCUCGCCCGUCCACCACCGACGUGGUGGGAGGUGCCCCCCAGGACGAAGGCGUCGGGAAGGUUUAUAUUUUUAGAGCUGAUCGAAGAUCGGGCACCUUGAUUAAGAUUUUUCAGGCAUCAGGUAAAAAGAUGGGCUCUUACUUCGGCUCCUCCUUAUGCGCAGUUGACCUGAACGCGGACGGCCUCUCUGACCUGCUGGUGGGGGCCCCCAUGUUCUCUGAGAUCAGGGAUGAGGGGCAGGUCACUGUCUACAUCAACAGAGGAAAUGGAGCCCUCGAGGAGCAGCUGGCCCUCAGCGGCGAUGGCACCUACAACGCACACUUUGGGGAGAGCAUCGCCAGCCUGGGCGACCUUGAUGACGAUGGCUUCCUGGAUGUGGCCAUUGGUGCACCCAAGGAGGAUGACUUCUCGGGGGCCGUCUAUAUCUAUCACGGCGACGCUAGUGGGAUUGUCCCUCAGUACUCAAUGAAACUGUCGGGGCAGAAGAUAAGUCCGGUUCUGGGGAUGUUUGGUCAGUCCAUAUCAGGAGGCAUUGAUAUGGAUGGAAAUGGCUAUCCUGAUGUGACUGUUGGAGCCUUCAUGUCCGACAGUGUAGUUCUUCUAAGGGCGAGACCCGUCAUCACGGUGGAUGUCUCCAUCUUCCUCCCGGCCUCCAUCAACAUCACGGCGCCUCAGUGUCACGAUGGGCUGCAGCCUGUGAACUGCCUGAAUGUCACCGCCUGCUUUAGCUUCCACGGCAAGCGUGUUCCAGGAGAAAUUGGCCUCAAUUACGUUCUGACGGCUGAUGUGGCCAAAAAGGCAAAGGGCCAGUUGCCCAGGGUCUACUUUGUGUUGCUGGGCGAGUCCGUGGGUCAGGUCACAGAGAAGCUGCAGCUGGUCCACAUGGAGGAGAUGUGUCACCACUACGUGGCCCACGUGAAGCGGAGAGUUCAGGACGUCAUCAGUCCCAUCGUGUUUGAAGCUGCCUACAGCCUGGGUGAGCAUGUGACCGGAGACGAGGAGAGGGAGCUGCCGCCUCUGACACCAGUGCUCCGCUGGAAAAAGGGACAGAAGAUUGCCCAGAAGAAUCAGACCGUCUUCGAAAGGAAUUGCCGUUCAGAGGAUUGUGCCACAGACCUGCAGCUUCGGGGCCAGCUGUUGCUCUCCAGUGUGGAUGAGAAAACCCCAUACCUAGCUUUGGGAGCUGUGAAGAAUAUCUCCCUAAACAUCUCCAUCUCAAACCUUGGGGACGACGCCUACGAUGCCAACGUGUCCUUCAAUGUUUCCCGCGAGCUCUUCUUUAUCAACAUGUGGCAGAAGGAGGAAAUGGGCAUUUCCUGUGAACUGCUGGAAUCAGACUUCCUCAAAUGCAGCGUGGGAUUUCCUUUCAUGAGGUCCAAGUCAAAGUAUGAAUUCAGCGUGAUCUUUGACACCAGCCACGUGUCUGGGGAAGAGGAAGUUCUUAGCUUCAUCGUUACCGCUCAGAGUGGCAACGUGGAGCGCUCCGAGUCCCUGCAUGACAACACCCUCACGCUGACGGUGCCGCUGAUGCACGAGGUGGACACGUCCAUCACUGGAAUCAUGUCUCCAACCUCCUUUGUGUACGGCGAGUCUGUGGAUGCAUCCAACUUCAUUCAGCUGGAUGACACGGAGUGUCACUUUCAGCCCCUCAACAUCACCCUUCAGGUCUAUAAUACUGGGCCAAGCACCCUUCCUGGGUCAUCUGUCAGUAUCACUUUCCCCAAUCGACUGUCAUCUGGAGGUGCAGAAAUGUUUCAUGUCCAGGAGAUGAUGGUGGGCCAAGAGAAGGGAACCUGUUCUUUCCAAAAAAACCCAACCCCCUGCAUCAUCCCUCAAGAGCAAGAAAAUAUCUUCCAUACGAUAUUUGCCUUUUUCACAAAGUCUGGAAGAAAAGUCUUGGACUGUGAAAAACCAGGAAUCUCUUGCCUAACAAUGCACUGUAACCUUAGCGCGCUUGCUAAAGAAGAAAGUCGUACUAUAGACAUUUACAUGCUGCUGAACACAGAAAUAUUGAAGAAGGACAGUUCAUCUGUCAUCCAAUUCAUGACCCGUGCCAAGGUCAAGGUGGAUGCUGCCCUGAGGGUGGUGGAGAUAGCCAAUGGGAACCCAGAAGAGAUGACGGUGGUCUUCGAAGCCUUGCACAAUCUGGAGCCCCGUGGCUAUGUCGUGGGCUGGAUCAUUGCCAUAAGUCUGCUGGUGGGAAUACUCAUCUUCCUGCUCCUGGCUGUUCUGCUCUGGAAGAUGGGCUUCUUUCGCCGAAGGUACAAAGAAAUUAUUGAAGCCGAGAAAAACCGGAAAGAGAACGAAGACAGUUGGGACUGGGUCCAGAAAAACCAGUGA